CGCGCGCGCUUUGCUUGUUGUUCCGUUCUGCUCUCGGGGUCUCUGGUGAGUGUGUGCUACUGCGCAUGCUCAGAUCUCUCGGCUGUGCAGCUGCUGGAAGGUGGAUUCAAAUACCUAUAUACCUAAUGGAUAUAAAGGUGACUACGUCAUGGAGCGACCGCCUUCAGCAUUACGCAGACCUCCCAGCAAACAUGGAUGGCUUGGCGAUGAAGAAAUACAGACGUGAGGCAUAUCAUAGAGUAUUCGUCAACAGAAGUUUGGCAAUGGAGAAGAUCAAAUGCUUUGGUUUCGACAUGGAUUACACUUUAGCAGUGUAUAAAUCUCCAGAAUAUGAAUCCUUGGGUUUUGACCUGACUGUUGAGCGACUGGUUUCUAUCGGCUACCCGCAGGAACUGCUCAGCUUUGUGUACGAUCCAUCCUUCCCCACCAGAGGUCUGGUGUUUGACACGUUGUACGGUAACCUGCUGAAGGUGGAUGCCUAUGGAAACAUCCUGGUGUGUGUCCAUGGCUUUAACUUCCUGCGUGGGCCUGACAUCCGAGAGCUCUAUCCCAACAAAUUUAUCCAGCGUGAUGACACCGAACGCUUCUACAUCCUUAACACUCUCUUCAAUCUGCCAGAAACCUACCUCUGUGCAUGCCUCGUUGACUUCUUCUCAAACUGUGACCGGUACUCGAGCUGUGAGACAGGCUUCAAAGAUGGAGACCUCUUCAUGUCCUUCAAGAGCAUGUUCCAGGACGUGCGGGACGCCGUCGACUGGGUCCACUUUCAGGGAACUCUGAAGGAAAAAACAGUAGAGAAUCUGGAGAAAUACGUGGUAAAAGAUUCCAAGCUGCCUCUGCUGCUCAGCCGCAUGACCGAAGUUGGCAAAGUGUUCCUGGCCACCAACAGUGACUACAAAUACACAGAUAAAAUCAUGACCUACCUGUUUGAUUUCCCUUACGGCCCAAGGCAAGGCCUUCCACAUCGCCCGUGGCAGUCUUACUUCGAUCUCAUCCUGGUGGACGCACGGAAGCCACUGUUCUUUGGCGAGGGAACUGUAUUGAGACAGGUCGAUACGACAACCGGGAGGCUCAAGAUUGGAACAUAUACUGGCCCUCUGCAGCAUGGCAUAGUCUACUCUGGAGGCUCCUCGGACAUCGUGUGUGACCUGUUGGGUGCUAAAGGGAAGGAUAUCCUCUACAUCGGGGACCACAUCUUUGGAGACAUUCUGAAAUCCAAAAAGCGCCAAGGUUGGAGGACGUUCCUGGUGAUCCCCGAACUCGCCCAGGAGCUACACGUCUGGACCGACAAGAGCUCGCUGUUUGAAGAGCUCCAGGGUCUGGACAUUUUCUUAGCAGAGCUGUACAAGCAUCUGGACAGCAGCAGCAACGAGAGGCCGGACAUUAGUGCCAUCCAGAGGCGAGUGAAGAAAGUGACCCAUGACAUGGACAUGUGCUACGGUAUGAUGGGGAGUCUGUUCCGCAGCGGCUCUCGCCAGACCCUGUUCGCCUCGCAGGUGAUGCGCUACGCCGACCUGUACGCUGCUUCCUUCAUCAACCUGCUGUACUACCCAUUCAGUUACCUGUUCAGAGCUGCACACGUGCUGAUGCCACAUGAGUCGACGGUGGAGCACACACACGUGGACACGGACACCGAGUCGCCGUUGGCUACACGCAACCGCCACUGUGUCGACUGCAAAGAAAUAGACUGCAAACGCAGCCAGUUGACUCGCUCCCUGAGCGAAAUUAAACCCCCUAAACUCUUCCCCCAGGCUCCACAGGAGAUCACACACUGCCACGAUGAAGACGAUGAUGAGGAGGAGGAGGAGGAGGAGGAGGAAUAGAUGACUCUCCUUCAAUCAGGCCUGAACUUUUCAUUUCCCUAAGGGAAGCAUUUAACUUUAGUCAAGGGAACAAUAGUGAGUGAUUUUAAGACGAAGAAGAAUUUAAAUAGAGUUUAACUAUAUAGACUUUUUAACUGUAUGAGAAUGUGUAGCAUGUGAGAGUCAAGUUCAAACAGUUUAUGCAUCAAAGUUUAACUUGGCUAAAGAACCACCUGAAAAUGUUUCUGUUGAUCGGUUUGCUGUGCUUGAAUUAACUAACUAACAACUUCUGACUAACAGCUAGAAGGAAAACAGCAAAACGCAGUAAAUUAUGGUAAGCUGCGUAUAUCAAUUCAACCUGAUGUAAGGCAUGUAUUCUGACGAGUCUGCAAAUGUCAGAGAUGCACAAGUCAUUUUUGAAGGUCAAUCACAUGAAAAAUGAUCACACAAGCAGCUGCGCUUCAUAUUAGAUCAGUUCCAGCCUGUUAAUUGUUAAUUGUUUAGAUAUCUAACCUGAAACACAUUAUAUAUCAUACUGUACGUUACAGUACCAGUCAAAAGUUUGGACACCCCGACUCAUUCAUAGCUUUUCUGUAUUUUGUAUUUACAUUGUCGAACAAUACUGAAGACAUCAAAACUAUGAAAUAACACAUGGAACGUAUAUCGUAAACAAAAAGAGUUUCAUAUUUUAGAUUCUUCAAAGUAAUUAGCGUUUACCUUUGCACACUAUAAGCGUUCUCUUAACCAGCUUCAUGAGGUCGUCACCUGGAACGCUUUUCAGUUAACAGCUGUGCCUCGUCCAAAGUUAAUUAGUGGACGAGUUUCUUGCCGCCUUCAUGCGUUUGAGAUCAAAUAGUAAAUAAUAAAUAUACAGUACACUACCGUUCAAAAGUUUGGGGUCACUUUGAAAUGUCCUUAUUUUUGAAAGAAAAGCACUGUUCUUUUCAAUGAAGAUCACUUUAAACUAAUCAGAAAUCCACUCUAUACAUUGCUAAUGUGGUAAAUGACUAUUCUAGCUGCAAAUGUCUGGUUUUUGGUGCAAUAUCUCCAUAGGUGUAUAGAGGCCCAUUUCCAGCAACUCUCACUCCAGUGUUCUAAUGGUACAAUGUGUUUGCUCAUUGCCUCAGAAGGCUAAUGGAUGAUUAGAAAACCCUUGUACAAUCAUGUUAGCACAGCUGAAAACAGUUGAGCUCUUUAGAGAAGCUAUAAAACUGACCUUCCUUUGAGCAGAUUGAGUUUCUGGAGCAUCACAUUUGUGGGGUCGAUUAAAUGCUCAAAAUGGCCGGAAAAAUGUCUCGACUAUAUUUUCUAUUCGUUUAACGACUUAUGUUGGUAAAUAAAAGUGUGACUUUUCAUGGAAAACAAAAUUGUCUGGGUGACCCCAAACUUUUGAACGGCAGUGUACAUAAAUAGCCCUAUUCAACACCACAACUGUAGUAAUCCAUCGAGUAUUGGGUCAAGAACCGCUCAACCAAGUAAAGAGAAACGAUAUUCAUCAUUACUUUUAAUAUAUGAAGUGUCUUUUAAUUAAUAAAAAUAAAAAAACAUUGAAUUCGAUGGUGCGUCCAAACUUUUGACUGGUACUGGAGUUAGAAAUGCACGAUGUUCAAACAGGCAAUUAUUUUGACCUUGUAUACUGUAAAUAAUCCCACUGGGUUCCCUUUGUUUCUGGACUCGCGUUUUAAUUUUUUUCAAAUCUUUUUUUUUUUUUUAAUGCAAGCCUUUUUGUUUCAUUUGAACAUCAUUUGCCUGUCCAGCAGUUUUUGGCUAAAUGCUGCCUCAUCCAGGACUUGAAGGGAAGUGGAAAGCAUGUGUGUUGGCAUGAUGUGGUUCUUAUUAGAGAGCUGUUCAUGAUAGGAAUGUAAAUGAAGUCCGGAGGGGGGUUGCAGCGCGCCGUGACGGCCAAAGUGACGGCAACGAAAGAAUGCCACUAACACAAGCGCCCUGUUACUUAGCAACCGCUGUGCCAGGCGAAACACAUAUGGCUAGUUAGAUUUUUUUUUUUUUUAAAGCAGUGAUGUCAACUGCCAAGUAUAGUGCAUGCAGCAAAGCAAGCUGUCAACAGAGGCACUUUUUCUCAUUCACUCACGUGCACUACAAAGUAUCGACGUAUUUUUAUACUCGACAUCUCCGUUUGCGGAGAUACACUACCAAAACGUUCAUCUUUCCAGUGCCAUAUUGCUGACGCAGUCAUUUCUUGCCAUACCAUUUGCCACGCCGUGCAUAUAAGUGACCUUGAUAUGCAAAAAAACCUCUUGUAAAUAGUGUACUUUAUAGCUGGUGUGAGUAGAGAAUUGAAAGCUAUAUGUGUGUGUGUGUGUAUAUAUAUAAACAUCAGAUUUAGUGUGCGUUAAGCUCAGCAGAUCUUGCAGUUAGAGUAGUUCAGGUUAGCGUACGACAUCACUGGAGAGUUUUCUCCCGUGAGGACCAAUAGCGUUAAGAGCACUCUGACCAGUGAUCUUUCAACUCAGCAAGGUCCCUAUAGCAGAGGUGCCAACAUCUACGGUAAAGCCGGAGCAGUUACUAUUUUUGACCUUUUGCUAAGCCGAUAUGGGAUGCACGUAAAAAGCUAAACGAUCAUGAAUAAAAUUUUGCCUGACAGGAAAGCAAAGGACGUGAAAGACAUUCGUUUGCUUCUGGUAACGGUUGUAUGCACCAACUUUUAUAUUGGUGUACUUUGAUCAGUGAAUUCACACCCCUCUGUUUUGUCAGCCAGUAGAAAACAAGUAGGCAGAACUGCAGUCUAAAAUGGAAGAGCUGCUUAUUUAUUUCCGCUGCUUAGCGCACCUUUGAAAACAAGUAGCCUUCUCAUCCGCCAACAUGCACAAGGCCGGGGGUAUUCAACUACAAUUAAGUGUUUUCCCCUACCAUUAUAUUGGGUGGGGCAAUGGGACCCCACGCCCCCCUGAAAGUCCCCCCCCCCCCACACACACACACACACACACACAAAUAUUUUAAGGUUAAAAAAAAAAAAUAGGUGUGCAGGCACUACAACCACGCAGAAAGAGUGCCUGCUGAAAAACACGAGAGGUGCAGGCACUAGGACCAUGCAGAAACAUCUCCCACUCGAGCUGCCAUUUCCCUGUCCGCUUCGCUCUCCUCUCCUGCGCUCAAAAACAAUUCAAACGAUUCGAUCCGAACAAUAGUUAGCAAUGUCAAAAUUUCUCGAAGCUUGGCAAAAGGCCUUGUUAUAUGACGGUAAAUACGCGUAUUGCGAUUUAGGCCCACUUUACACGGGGACGGUAUAAAACAAAAACGCAAAAGUCCGUUUUCGUUCUCACUUUUUUCUGCGUCUACACGACCGUUUUCAAGGAGGAAAUCUGCAUCUAUACGGUGACGCAUAAAUGUCUCCGCUAUGUCUGCAUGCAUGCGCAACAUCUUCCGUCUUGACAGAACAGCGGCGCAGAUCAGACAAGUUAUCCUACCAAGCCUACUACGCAUGCGCGAAAUCCAGGAGGGUAGGAAAAUUCAACAGUAGUUUUGUCCCACCGAUCAGCUGGGCUGAUAGAAAAUCGGUGAGAAUUUCACGCAUUUGCCGAUUUUUGUUUUGUGCGUAUUGGUCGAGUCUUUGGCCGAGUCAAAUAAUUUGUAAUGACUUGUUUUAAAUAAUAAAACGGUCUGUAUGAGAACUUGCUAGGAUAACUUUACAGAACACCGGUCCGGCUGAGGUACUGUAGUGCUCGAGGGAGGAGCAGGAGCAAACCGAAACUCUUUUAAUCUGCCUUUAUUAAGUAACACUCACUCUUGUUUCGGUGAAGAAGAGAAAAGGCAGUGUCCAUCUCAGCAAAAUAAACCCGUUCGGCUGCUAGUUUUGUUUUCAGUCUCGGGUUUAUGAUUUCACGAGCGGCUUGAAUAGGCGGCGCGCGCGUGCGUGUAACUUGGCGACACCAAACUGAGGAGCUCCAGCCGGGCGGGUGAGCAGGAAAACACAUCUACUGCAUUAAAACACAGAGCAGCUUGAAGGUCCGUUGGAUCGAUGUAAUCAGACAUGCUCUUACUUUUUUACUUACUUUCUUACUUCCCGGGCUGGCAUGUGCAGUAUAUGACAUAUGUAUGACGUAAACGCAUACCCGACGUGAGCAGAUCCGAGCAGAGUUUCGCGUAUUGGGUAGUUUAGACGGAUAUGCAACGGGGGCUGUUUUUAACUUAUCCACUCUGGAAGGCGUUUUCAAUUUUAUCCGUUUUUCAGCCUCGGAAACGCCGUCCCCGUGUAAACGAAAGGCACUUCCGAUAAAAUAUUUAGUCAUUUUUACCCGACAGCGUCCUCGUGUAAACGGCCCUUAGUUUGUGAAAAUUUUCCCAGAGUUUUGACCCUUGAUUAAAUAACUUUGUACUUUGAUGAUUUCAUGAGGGUGUACGUUCUUCUGAAAUCAACUCCUCUCACAAUUUGUGGAGGAAUUUCACCAAACUUGACAAAAGGCUUUGUUAUAUGACGGUUAUACGCAGAUUGAAAUUUUGUUUAAUUUGGGAAAAUUUGACCAGAGUUAUGCCCUUGAUUAUUAACAAACUCGUACGUUGGCAAUUUCAUCAAGGUGUGCUUGCUUUCUGAAAUCAACUUCCCUCACCAUUUUUUGAGGAAUUUUCAUGUAAUUUGGCAAAAAGGCCCAAAGGGGGAUUAUGUCGUGGCACUGUCCGUCCAUCCGUCCGUCCUGGGGAGGGUGCUCACCUUCUGAAAUCAACUCCUCUCACAGUUUUUGGAGGAAUGUCACAAAACUUGGCAGGAUUCUUUGUUAUAUGUCAGUAAUACGCAUGCUGUAAUUUCGUUCAAUUCAGUCACAUUUUACAAGAGUUAUGGCAGAGUUGCCAGCGGGGGAUAUUGUGCUCUCAGAGCACUCUUGUUCGCUCAAUACAUAAAUCAGAAUAGUGACGGGGAGUGAAGACACAUUACAGAAAGAAGAAAUAAGCUCUCUGAAUUUAGAAUUAUAAAUGAAUUAAACUGUAAAUGGUUCAUAUGCCAUUUUAAUCUACAAAUCUCUACAGUGCAACACUUUUUCAUUCAAAAGUGUUUUUAUUUGGAAAUAAUUUCUUGUGUCUGUAACUCGGCACAUUCGGUAAAAAUUGUUCUAAUUAUCGCUCUAAAAUAAAUGUGAAGACUUUAAAUAUGACUCCUAUAACUGUUUGUUCAGGUCCAAAUGCUCUGUAAUAGGAGCCGUGGGGAGGGAAGGGUCCUGCAGGUGACCAGACUCAUCCAGCAGCAACAAAUUCCCCUCCAAAAAAAAAAAACCCAGUAAACAUGGGGGAAACACUGCAAUUUGUAAAGGUCCAGUCUGUAAAGCUCCAGCUGGAUAAGUGACUGACAUGACUGAAUGGCGAUAACAGUUGUCCAUUCAUGAUAGGUUUACGUCUGUAAAUAAAACAAACCAAAGUGGGUGUAUUUUGCUUCGCACUGGCGCUUCACGGUCACGCUUUUGACUCAAGCCACGGACUCGGAUGAGAUCCGUUUGGAAUAAAGACGCUUCUCUGUCCAAUUAUCUUUGUCAGCCCAUGUUGUCAGUUUGUUUAACAGAAGUGAUAAGCCCUAUUAUUCUAUCCACAUUCAUUGGAUGUGAGCAAUCAGGCUCUGAUUGGCUAUUUUACUACUCGGAUAUCAGCUCAUAUACCGUGAGUAGAGAAAAAUAAAAUGGCCGAGUGUGUUGCUGAAUCAACCGAGGACGAAAUAAAAACUCUACUCAAAAACAAAACCCCAAAAAAUAAGAAGCAACAAAAUAUGGAAUAAAAGUAUUUGAUGGUAAGAACGUAUCUUUUUUUUUUUUUUUUUUCAAGAAUUAUUAUUAUCGUGGGCGGCACGGUGGUGUAGUGGUUAGCGCUGUCGCCUCACAGCAAGAAGGUCCCUAUUUUUCCAAGUACUUGAUUAAAUACUUUCCUGGGUCUGUAUCCGGACCAGUUGACAAGCCCGGGUCAAGGCUUUUGUCGUAAAUUUCUGUUUGUUUUUUCCUCUUUGUCCGCUGUGACGUCUUUUUAGCAAUGUUGGUGCCUCUGCUAUAGAAUUGAACCGGAAGCAAUAGAUAGAGUAGAUUUGUAGGGUUUUUUGUUUGUUUGUUUGUUUCCUUAUAGUAAUGAAAAUUAUAUUUGAUAGAAGGAAAAUGAUCGAAUUACUGAACAGGUCUGUGAACAGUGAGUCUAUCUGUCUCUUACAGGAGGAGUUAGACCAAAAACCUGACAUCAUGUAACUAUCAAGAUGUAAGAUGCAUUAUGCGUUCACGUUACAGCACGAAUUAGGGCUUACUUACGGAAGCCACGAGAGGCCCUUCGUAUAAUCUUUUUUUUUUAUUCCCGAGAUAACGACAUAAUUAAUUCAGGAUCUC
This is a messenger RNA of Neoarius graeffei (lesser salmon catfish), 8107 nucleotides long. RefSeq names its product 5'-nucleotidase, cytosolic IIb (gene nt5c2b). Gene Ontology annotation, molecular function: 5'-nucleotidase activity. The transcript is spliced from 18 exons. The coding region runs from base 66 to 1823 and encodes 585 amino acids. The record is from RefSeq and is a predicted model, not a curated record. Lineage: Eukaryota; Metazoa; Chordata; Actinopteri; Siluriformes; Ariidae.